UCGUCGGUGAUUAAGCUUAGGCUAGGUUAUUGUCACCUCAUUGAUGACUAUUAAUAGAUACAUGUGCGAUAUUGAAUGAACGAAAUGGGAUACAAGAGAAAAAAGCGAGAGGAGAAUGAUUAUGAAUACGAUCCCGCUCCGAAACAUUUGCAAGUAGGACAUAUUAAGAAUCAAGAAAAGCGUCUUAUCGUUAUAUUGGAGAAUGCUCAAUUGGAAUCUGUCAAAGUUGGAAACAGUUUUGAACUAUUAAAUUGUGAUGAUCAUAUAAAUAUUUUAAAGAAAAACAAUCGUGAUCCAGGUACAUGCAGGCCAGACAUUGUUCACCAAUGUCUAUUAAUGUUGAUGGACAGUCCAUUAAAUAGGGCCGGACUGUUGCAAGUUUAUAUUCAUACAGAAAAAAAUGUGUUAAUAGAAAUUAAUCCACAGACCAGGAUACCAAGAACAUUUAAACGCUUUGCUGGAUUGAUGGUGCAACUAUUGCAUAAAUAUGGCGUUAGAGCAUCUGAUGGACCAAUGAAGCUCCUUAAAGUAAUUAAAAAUCCUAUAUCGGAUCACUUGCCAGUUGGUUGCCGUAAGAUAUUAAUGUCAUUCAGUGCAAACAAAGUAGUACAUCCACGAGAGUUUGUACCUUCCCAAGAUCCAAUUGCUAUUGUAGUUGGAGCUAUGGCACAUGGCCAAGUGAAAACAGAUUAUACAGAGGAUACUAUCUCAAUCAGCAAUUAUCCUCUCUCAGGUGCUGUUACAUGUAGCAAAUUAUGUACAGCAUUUGAAGAAGUUUGGGAAAUUGUUUAAUAAAAAGUAAGAUGUCUAAAUAUUAUUGAUUGGCUUUUUAUAAAAUAACGAUUUCUUACACACACAAACACACAUGUGCGUGUGUGUGCGCGCGCGCGUAUUACAUACACGUACUACACUUAUUA
Camponotus floridanus (Florida carpenter ant) is the source of this 917-nucleotide messenger RNA. RefSeq names its product ribosomal RNA small subunit methyltransferase NEP1. The record is from RefSeq and is a predicted model, not a curated record. Gene Ontology annotation, molecular function: rRNA binding; rRNA (pseudouridine) methyltransferase activity. Gene Ontology annotation, biological process: rRNA base methylation. Bases 76 to 792 code for a protein of 238 amino acids. Lineage: Eukaryota; Metazoa; Arthropoda; Insecta; Hymenoptera; Formicidae. The transcript has 4 exons. Gene Ontology annotation, cellular component: small-subunit processome; nucleolus.